Bradysia coprophila is the source of this 2577-nucleotide messenger RNA. It is a transcript of the gene Bili, whose product is annotated as FERM domain-containing protein 8 Bili. Gene Ontology annotation, cellular component: plasma membrane; cytoskeleton. Gene Ontology annotation, biological process: negative regulation of canonical Wnt signaling pathway. The record is from RefSeq and is a predicted model, not a curated record. Lineage: Eukaryota; Metazoa; Arthropoda; Insecta; Diptera; Sciaridae.
GUUUAAAUGGCUGACUGUUUUUAAAUAGCUGGUGGAACAUUUUCUUUGGAGGUGUUUUCAUUUUCAAACAUUUGUGCUAAGAUAAACCAUUUUUUCGUUAUUGCAAUUUUAACGGAAAUUAAUGUGUAAUCCGUACAAAAGAUAAAACAGAAACGCUGGCAUAUAUUGUUGGAACAGAACAAUAAUUCAUCAAACGAGAACGAAUUUUUUUCCUUUCACAAAAGUGUAUUGUCGAAUAGGGGUGGAUGAUAUAAAAAAAAAUCUGUGAUAAACUAGUGCACGAUAAUUUUUUUCACGGAAACUACUUGCUUCGAAUGAAAUGCAACUAAAUUAUUUAGGGAAAUUCGUGUUCGGUCGAUAACAAUUUGGAUACAGUGUAAUGUUAUAGGGUUAAUCAUAAAUGUUUCGUAUGCUAGAACGACCAUUCCAUUAUUUAUCGAUUAAAACACGUCAAUUUGUGUUCCAUUUGAAGUUAAAUUUAAUUAUAAAAAUCAGAGCAAUCACUUUUAUGAAACAUGUUUGUUAAAUGUAUUUAUGUCUCUGAAUCAUAUGCAACAUAGGAACACUUAACAUAAAAAAAAACUAUUUCCAAUUAGAACGAAGUGUGUGAGACAAAAAAAAGUGAUGACGAAAGUCUGAAAACAUUGUUUUCGAGCUUAACAUAAAAAUAAUGAUUUAAGAACGUGUAGAAGUAACAUUAAAUGUCACGAGUUUCAAAUGGAUGCAAUGGACUAUUGUCAAGGGCCACCAUCCUCAAUGGGAGAAAUGGUGACAAAGUCAAAAUCUCAAAUGAACUCAGGAAACUACAUAAAUGUUGUGCCAAUGCCAGUUGGUGUUCAGUAUCAUCGAAGAAAAUACUCUCCACAAAUUACCGCAGACUACCAACCGAGAAUAUACUAUUCGGGUGAAUAUGUACCACGGGAACGGUGCCGCGAAGAUUACUAUCCGAUUGCAUCGACACCAGCAACGGAAAUCGAUUCUCUAGCUAACAAUGCGGUCGCAUCGCCGCCAAACGUCUCCUCUGUACUAUAUACAGUGCAGCGUGUUGUCACAACAUCACAAAUUCAAACUGCCACAUCAUUUCCACCAAAUUCGGUUACAGUUGCCAAUGCUGUUCGAAAUGAAUCUGAUAGCAAUGCUGUGCAAAGUUCGCCAGGAGCAACCUUAAGUACAAAUUAUCAAGCACACACAACAAGCUCAUCGGAUUUAUUGCAACCAUCAAAUAUUAGCAUUAACAACUAUAUGAAUUGUGGUGCAACAUCAGCAUCAACCACUCCGAGGCCUCUUCAAAAUGUGAUACCAACUUGUGUUUAUUUAAUGUCACGCAUAGCAGUGCAUAUGGAAAUUGAAGGUACUGCUCAAUGUCCAGCACAAGUAAUGUUAGCUGCAGCGCUUGGAUGUGAAGAAUUAGGAAUAGCAAAUAAAUUACUGGCACAAAGUGUAUUCGGUUUAUGGAUGACGAGUCCGUUACUGGAAAUCCAAUUGAAACCACACAAUCGUCCUUAUGCGGUACGAUCGUCAUGGGCCAAAUUAUUGGAAAAGCACAGCCAUGGCAAUGCGAUUCAGAAAAAGUAUGAUGAACCGAUGAUUGGCUUGAAGCGCAGUGUAUAUUUCUCGAAGAAAGACGAAGAGAAGAUCAAAGAUCCAAGAAUAUUGGAAUUGUUGUAUGAAGAAGCGCGACACAAUGUUUUAUCAGGCCGGUAUAUAAUGGAGCCAGCUCAUUCGAUAAUGCUUGGUGGAAUACAAGCCAGAAUAGAAUUGGGACCAUACAACGUACACACUCAUACAAUCGGCCACUUCCGAGAGAAUCAGUCACGAUUUUUACCGGCACAUGUGGCUAAAAGUUCUAGUUGGUCAUGGCUGCCAGUCAGUCGAAAGACAUCAGCUGAAGUCAGACUAUUGGAACAAUUCAAGCGGGUACCGACUACGGCUACAACUAGAAAAUUAAUGAGAAAAUAUUUAGAAUUUUGCUGGGCACUUCCAUUUUACGGAGCUGCCUUUUUCCACGGACAAGUUGAACAACCUGUUAGAGGUCUAAUGAGUCUCGUAAAUCAUAAGGACAUUUCAGUAUUAAUUGCAAUCAACGAGAAAGGAUUGUUCGUAAUAGACCAUUUCGAGAGUACAUUGAUAUUGGGACUUCGCUAUGAGGAACUCUCAUGGGAUUAUGGAAAACCAAGCGUGUCCGAUGAUCCGGACUGCUUGUCAUGCAUUUUUAUUCAGUUUGAUGCAGUUGAGAACGGAAUUGCCAUCACAAAGUUGAUGCAAAUAUUUUCCCGUCAAGCUCCAAUGAUGGAUGCCUUAUUAUCUUAUUUCGCUGAACAAAUGAAACGACGCAGGGAAGGAUACGAUGGUCAGCCGCCUGAAAUAAAUGGACCUGAAGAACCGAAUCCGAUACAGAACAACGGCAAUGGCGUUUUGAGUAAUAAGUUAUCAAGAUUAACGUUAGCAACAUUCGACGACGAGAGCAGAUGCAUCGGUCAAACUGGAUCACUAUCGAUUAGUUUUUGAAGUGACAUGGCAAAUAAAUCUCUCGCGUAUUUACUUCAAAUUAAAAACAAGAGGACAACAAAAAUCGAA